Molecule: messenger RNA, 4902 nt
Organism: Plasmodium coatneyi
Lineage: Eukaryota; Apicomplexa; Aconoidasida; Haemosporida; Plasmodiidae
Exons: 5
Coding region: 1-4902 (1633 amino acids)
Biological process (GO): methylation
Molecular function (GO): methyltransferase activity; nucleic acid binding
Source: RefSeq, a predicted model, not a curated record
AUGGAGAGAAGAAUUGGGUGUGUGUAUAAAAUUAAGGAGAGCAGGAGGGGGAAGGGUUUGUGUAAGCCAGCUGAUGAAGCAAAAAAAAAAGGGGCGCGGUUAUGUUACCUAAGUGAUAAACAGGAAAAUGCAACUACUACCGCUGCUGAUGAAGCCAGCAUGCUUAGUGAAGCAGCCAGUAUUGUUGACGAUUCCAGCUGUAGGACCGAAACCCACUCCAAUGCCAAUGGCAGAGGGACGAACCCUUUUGAAGCUCCACAAUGGAAUAGCAAUGUGGACGAUCCACCGUUUAGUCAUUCCAAACUGAGAACUGAUGAAGGAGAAAGUUACCUGAACAACAUAGAUGUGAAUGACGAAUCAGAUCCGGUGAAGGAGGAGAGUGAAGGGAUGAUUCGUUCUUCCAGUCCGCUACCUGAGACUGCAUAUCAGAGGCAAAGACGGGGAGGCAUCACAAGAGAGGCUGAUCGGAUGCACAGCUCAAUUGGGGAGGAGGACGAAAUUGUGCACAUGGGUGUCAGCUUCUGUGAGGAGGUACCCCUGGAGGGAAGAACCGAACAACAUCGCCAAUACAGUGGUGGUGACGCCGCAUAUUCUGUGUACGCUGCACGUGCAAAUUGCAUGGAUGGAGGGUUGGAGGAUGACAAUUGGGUCGACGCUGCUUUGGCAGGUGCCGACUCGAACAGUACCCAAAACACCGGAAACAACACUUCGAACUGCCCACGCGGCUCCCAUUUUGUAUCGAGUGACCAGGAGGAGGGAGUGGGACGAAUGAACCCUCCCGAACAGAACGAUAAACAACCAGACAGCGAAGACGACGACGAAAUAAAAAACAUACUAGAUGUGUUGCAGAAUUUAAAAAAUUAUAAUUUUGACGAUACAGGCAAUUUCGAUAAUGAUGCAAUUUAUGAACCAUUUGAUGAUGACGUGGAGGGUGAAGAAACGGGGAAGAGUGUAAUGGACCCGUUUGUUCAGGAGAGGAACGCUCCUUUUUUGGAGAGCGAAUAUGUUUUUAACGACCCUACUGGGGGGGGUGCUAUGAACGGUGAAGUGUCUGCCUCUGUUGCGGAGGGAGAUGCCCCUAAUGACAGCAACGAGCGUGAGUACCUAGACCUGCAAAAGAUAAAGGAGAAGUACAGGAGGUACAACUUCUCUCUAAGCGAUGUUGAUGAGGAGGGGAAAAACGAAAGUCACCAUAGUAAGGAUGAGGAACCCACUGAUAAUCCGCAGGAGGGGGAAGUAGGGGGGGAAGAAGAAACAGGUUGCACAAAUGACGUUGCCAGUGAAAUGCCACAUGAUGACAAGCGCAUGUCUAACGCGGUUGAUGGGGAGGACGCAGAGGACAAGAGGAACACUCCAAAUAAAGUUAAAAAAAGGAAGAAAAAAAAAAGGAAUGGAAAAAAAGGAAAAACCUAUUCUGAGCAUUUUGACGGCCAUGAUAGGAGCGUUCCCAGUAAUGGACAACGGGUGAGUAGUGAGGACCAUCCCAGUAGCGGAGAACGGAUCAGCGGUGACGACGGGGAGAGUAAUCCCAUCUUUGUGGACACCCCCGUGGGGGAAGUCCCUGCAGACGAAAAUUGCGAACCGAUCGUAGAGACGGCAAAAAUGGAAUCCACCGAAAAUGAAAAAAAGAACAAUCAGGAUGGAGUUGUAUUUAACGAAUGUAACAGCUCCACCGAGACGGGUGUUCCAUCUGGCAAAGAUGAAGUCGAACGGGAGGAGAAAAUAAGAAGGAAAAUUUUACUCAAGCAAAAUAUCGAUAACUUGAACAAUAAAGGGGGGGAUAAGCACAACGGUGCAACUCAGAAUGAAGGCACUUGGACGAGUCCUAACUUUCAGAACCAGGUGGAGAACACGAAGGGCAUCGUGGGGAACCCCCCAUAUGGAGACCUCUCCGAAGAAGUGAAGAACAUAAUAAACUCCAAUGACAGUAAUGGGGAGGAUGAGAACCAUUUGGAGUUUGAUCACUACCUGAGCAAAUUGCACAACUUGAAGAGUCUGCUUCGGCAGGAGGUCACUCAGAGCGAUGAAGAGGUGGGAGGUGAAACGGCGCAGCGAAGGAAGGACUCGUCGAGCAGCUUCGAAAUGGACGAAGCUGGUUGUGCGAAAGGGUCAAAGGGGGAAGCAGAAAAAGAAGAUGUAGAAGUUGAUGAAGACGACGCUGUGGAUGCAGAUGAUGUGAACAAUGCGGGUACUCCAGACGAAUGGUCCAAGUCGAACACACCAAAGGAGUUUCCUCACCCAAGGGCACGUAAGAGGGGUCCCCCCGGUGAAUUGACGAUCGAGGGAACGAUCGAAGAGCAUCCUGUCCACGUGGAGCUGCUCUCCGAAAGGAACGUCCAACUCAAACGGGAAGUGAAAAGCCUACAAAGAGAAAUGGUUAGAUACAAAAAAAUGGAAAAGACAUUUCACAAAAACAAGGAAAAAUAUAAAACAAAAUUAACACUAAUUAGGGAGUACGAAAAGAAAAUCGACCACAUGAUAAUGGACCUGAAAAAGUUAAAGGACACAUGUACCAGCAAAGAAAAAAAGUUGACAAGAUUUGAGAAAGUAGUAAAAUAUAUGAACGAGCAAUUUGCCAUGAGUAAGAUCCAAUUUGAGAACAAAAUGAACGAAUAUGUCCUUUUCCUAAAAAAGAAGGACUCCGAAAUUUACAUGUUAAAAGAGAUCAUAAAGGAGAAGGAGAAAAUCGUCACCUUUAAUGAGACCAUUUUGAAGCAGUACAAAAAUGACAUCGAUGAUAUGUUAAGGCAGAAUAUCGAGCGAGUGGAACAUGUGAAGGCGAAAUUAAAAACGCAACAAGACCUCAUCACUGAAAAGGACAGUAAAAUUAAAACACUUGAAGGGGAUGUGAGGAGCUACACCGAUCAGCUAAACAAAAUGGAAAACAAAAUGAAGAAAGUCAUGCACGAAAGGGAGGUAGACGAGGAGAAGUGGAAAGAAGUAGAGAACAAUUAUCAAAAAGAGAAAAAAAAAAACAACGAUCUGAUUAAUCAAGUGGAACAACUAGGGAGGGAAAACAAGGAGUUGCAUUACAAAGUGGAAAGUCUGCUGCAGAACGAAAAAAAUAUUAUGAACGGCAAGGUAGAAUUGGUCCAAAGCCAGAAGGAGUUAAGCAUGGAGAAUGAAAAAAUGAAAAAGGAGAUAGACGUGCUCCUAAAUGAGAAGGCACAAAUGCAGGAGCAGUGCAACAUUCUCAGUGCAGAAAAUGGGAAAAUUAACGAUCAGAUAGGAAAUCUCCAAAGGGAAAAAAACGAACAGGAGGUGGAGUUAGUCAAACUGAAGGAAGAAGUAACCAAACUGAGGGAGGAGUUUUCCAAAUUGGAGGAGAAACACUCAAAGUUGGUAUUGGAAAAGGAUCAAAUUGAGGGAAAAUGUCUGACCCAGCAGGGCGAAAAAGACGCCUUGCAAAAUGAGCUACAUGAGAUGAAGCGCAAGAUGGAAGACUACAUGAACGAAAAUGGAAAAGUGAAAGAAAUGCUGGACGAAAUGACCUCCAAAAGUGGGAAGGAAGUACAGAAGCUGAAAGAACACAUCAAAGACCUGGAAGACAAACUGGAAGAGCAAAACACACUCUACUGCAAGGAAAAGGAAGUCAUACAAAAUCUGAGCAAGGAAAAAAAUAAAUUCAUUAAAGAAUGCGAACGGUUAAAAAGUAGGAAUAAAAAAAUCAUCUCCAGGUUGAAGGAGAAUGAAGUGAAAAAUAAAACAAAGAUGGAGGAAAUUGAAAGAGAAAAGAAUCAAUCUAUGCAGAAGGAAAAAAAUAACUUCGCACAGAAAGUACAUUCGUUGGAGGAAGCCUUUCAAAACACAUACAACGAACUGCAGGAAGAGAAAAACUCCCUAAAGGAAGAACUCGAUGAUGUUAAAACAACAAAUGAAGACUUAAAAAAAAAAGCGCAAAAUCUUCUAAACGUUAAUGAAGUCCUAAUCAAAGAAAUGAAAACGUACAAUGAAGAGAAGGAUAAAUUCAUUAAAGGAUUGAAAAACAUCAAAGUUGCUUACCUCAAAAUGAGGAAUGAAAACGAACAGCUAAAGAAAGACGCUUUUGCAUAUAUUAAAAAAGACGUGGAGGAAAACUACGUCCCCCUAUCUGCACAUAACCAGCUUCUACAGGAACAAAAAAGUUUGGUUGAGGAGAAAGACACGCUUCAGGCGCAGCUCAAGGAAAAAGAGACCCUCAUCGAAAAGUUGCAUAAGGACAAAACAGACUUGGACGAAAGUUUGACCAGACUUUCCAAGGAGAACGAAGAGCUCAGCACGAACAUCCGCGUUAAGAAUAAAAUUACGGAGGACGUCACGGCCAACGUGGAGAAGCUAAAAACGGACCUCACCAACAAGGACGAAGAAGUGAAGAAAAAAGUGCUCGAAGUUAAAAAGAUCGAGCGCGACUACAAAAAGCUUCUGGACGAUUAUAAAAGUGAAAAAAAAAGUUUAAUUUCAAAGUACGAAAAUGAGCUAGACGACUACCUGCGAAAGUGUGAAUUAGCCCACGCCAAGUAUAAGAAGUGUGAAGAAGAGAUCAAGGAACUGAAAAAUAAACUGAAGGUGAAGGAUGAAGUGAUAGAAUACACACACAAGGAAAUUGAAAACAUUAAGGAGUCCUUCUGCAACGAAUACGAAUGCAAAAUUAAGGACGUCGUGGAGGAGAAGGACAAGGAGGUGUACGCCAUACAGAGGAGGUGCAAGGAGCUGCACGAGGAUAACAAUAUGAACAAAAACGAAAUCGCCAAGCUAAGCAAAUUGCUGGAAGGCGCAAAUAAGAAAAUAAAAAAGAGAGACAUGGAAAUGUACAUACUGCUGGAAGAAAACAAAAAGCAGAAGGAGAAGGCAGCCAAAAAAAUGACCAAGGUGAACGAGCUGCUGAACAACCUGCAGAAGGAGUACACGGAUAGUAUUCCAUGA